This is a messenger RNA of Oppiella nova, 226 nucleotides long. The record is from the annotation of a GenBank genome assembly. Lineage: Eukaryota; Metazoa; Arthropoda; Arachnida; Sarcoptiformes; Oppiidae.
UAUAAAUAGAUAGAAACCCCUUUUACCCGGGAGAUAUAGAGGGAACGGUAGCUUGUAUUGUGAUAAACCUGUCACACAUACCUGACACAUACCAGUGCCAGUGGGGCGGACCACCAUCAGGCUUGAAAUAUAUAUGAUGUUGACUUCAUCGGUGGUCAAGAAGUUGAUUGUCGGCCAAAACAGUCGCUUAUUAUCACUCAGAGCUGUUUUGGCCGCAAAUGGUGGU